Alternaria atra is the source of this 2283-nucleotide messenger RNA. RefSeq lists its product as uncharacterized. The record is from RefSeq and is a predicted model, not a curated record. Bases 1 to 2283 code for a protein of 760 amino acids. NCBI's taxonomy places the organism in Eukaryota, Fungi, Ascomycota, Dothideomycetes, Pleosporales, Pleosporaceae. The transcript has a single exon. Gene Ontology annotation, cellular component: nucleus.
AUGGCGCGUCUACGCAAACCGAGCCCAAAUGAACCGACUAUCUUUAUGCCACCGUCCGAGACGAGAGCAAGCCGACCAAAUCCCCGGAAAGCCACACUUCGAUACGCAUCAUUGCAAGAAGACGACAGCUCGAUACUAGUUCCAAAGAGUUCGAGGUGCACAGCUCGGGAUAUUAGCAUAUCGGAAGCCAUAGAGCAUUCGUUCCGCAUACCGAAGACAGCGACGCCCAAGGAUACGCUUACCCCGCGAAAGCAACGUGUACUGCGACCGGUCGAGAGCAACAGUCGACUACUUCGGAAGCUCAGCGACGAAAGUCUGGCAAGUCCUGAGAAGAAACAAAGAGAGCGAAGAGUACGCAGUGGAACAACAGACACAGAUGUUGGAAAGAGGAAUGGACUUCUGUAUGCCAAAAGCCUGGCUCGAAGCGUCGUGAAUAAGCAGGUGCAGAAGGGCAAGAUCAAUGUUGUGGGGGAGCAAGAGGCACAAGAGGCUGCUCAACGGUCACGAAGCAAAGAACAGGAGGAGGGAGAGGAGAUGGUGGAAGAUGAGGCCGAGGAAGAGGAAGAAACAAGCCUGUGGUGUGGCGAAGAGGAACCAGAGACAGGAGAAGAAGCUGCGGAUCCAGUGGAAGAUAUCAGUGAGGAAGGGGAAGAUGAUGAGCCUGUUGUAAAGUCAAGGAACAACCAGCGACAACCGCGCGCGCGACGUAUAGUGUCUGACAGUGAAGAUGAUGAGAAUGAGCUGAGCGCACCACAACCUAUCAAGCAGUCUCAACAACCGAUGUUCAAGAUCCCCGACCUCAAGCCGGUACAAACGUCUACCCAGCCCCCGGCCGGUCUUACUUCCAUGCGACCGCCACAUAGAAAGGGCCAUAGUACGAUAUCGAAUUGGGCGCAAGAUGUUGUCGAUCUCACAGAUUCGCCGGAGGCCUCAGCGUCUUUUGUACUCCCUGAACACACUCACGCCCGAUCAGGUUCCUUCGCAGCAUCGUCUCGUCCUACCAGCUCAGCAUCGAACGGCCCGCUCGCGAUUCUGACAUAUUCACCAACACCUACUAAGCAACGCUCGCCCCGUAAAGCUCCACCCAUCUCACGACCAGCAACACCUCCACUAGCUCCUCCUAGCCCAGCUAAGCUCGUCUCGCCCUCGAAGAAGAAGCCCGUUAUCCCUAAGGCAGCCGAUAUAGACGGAAGACCAAGUCUUGACGCAUUUUGGAAUCCUGUAGCUGUAAAUGAUUGGACCGACCGCCAUUCGCCAGCCAAACAGCUCGUGUCGCCCAAGAAGCAGAAAUGGCGGGAAGAUAUAGUCAAGAUGAUGGAAGGUGUAGCUCUCGAAGACAGCAGUGACGAGGGUUAUGAAAGCCCCAUAGAGAGCCCAAAAAAGAAGCCCACAGGUCGCAAGCCAGCUAAGGAGAGAACGCCAGAGGUUAAACCGACCUCGAAUGUCAAGCAGAUCCGCGAACAACGCAAAGCCUUCGCUGAACGCAAGCACACCAUAGCUGAAGCCUUCCUCAUCGAGCUCGACGCCACCAUCUCCUCGGGUCGUGUUCACGAGCUCUCGAAAUCCACAGGCGGUAUCAAGCUUGUCUGGUCCAAGACACUCAAAACGACAGCCGGUCGUGCAAAUUGGCGUAGAGAGCAGAUACGCAUCCGAACCGGGCCCCUCCCCACAGACACGCGCGUUGAGAUCCGGCACCACUGCUCUAUUGAACUCGCCGAGAAAGUCAUCGAUGAUGAAGAGAGGCUCUACAACGUACUCGCGCACGAGUUCUGCCACUUGACCACGUUUAUGAUCAGCGAAGUGCGUAAUAACCCUCACGGAGCAGAGUUCAAAUCUUGGGGCCGCAAAGUUACCGUCGCCUUCGCCGACAAAGGCGUUGAAGUCACCACCAAACACUCGUACCAAAUAGACUACAAGUACGUCUGGGAAUGUAUCUCCUGUGGUUACGAGUUCAAGCGUCACUCCAAAUCCGUCGAUCCAGCCCGCCACUCAUGCGGUAAGUGCAAGGGCAAGCUCGCGCAGACCAAACCGACACCUAGGGGCGUUGGGGCCGGUGUUGCUGUAGGCAAAGAUGGGAAGAGAGAAAAGAGCGAAUACCAGGUCUUCGUCAAAGUCAACUUCGCACGUGUGAAGAAGGAGCUAGAGGCCGAGGGCAAGGAUGCGCAGAUGGGCAAGGUGAUGGAGGCCGUGGCUAAGGAGUACAGGGACAGGAAAGGUACAGUUGGGGUGAAGGGGAAAGAGAUCAUUGAUCUAGAGGCCGCACUGAAUAGCAUGAAGAUUUAG